CAUGCUGAGGUCCCGGCAGCUCUUCCAGCAGCGGCAGCGGCUCCAACAGCGGCGGCGUCGGCGGUGGCGACAGCGCUCGGCUCCGGCGGGGAAGGCGCCCGGCGCCCAUGCUGCCGGCCCCGCGCCGUGGCUGCCCUGACCCAGCCGCGACCUCCCCGCGCGCGCCCGGCCACCCCGAUUCCUGGGGUGUUCCCCAACUACGGCCCAGCCCCGCCACACACCCCGCCCCCGGCCUCCGCAGCUAGGCAUGGGCGCGGGGGCGCUCGCCCUGGGCGCCUCCGAGCCCUGCAACCUGUCGGCCACCGCGUCGCUCCCCGACGGCGCGGCCACUGCGGCGCGACUGCUGGUGCCCGCCUCGCCGCCCGCCUCCCUGCUGCCCCCGGCCAGCGAGGGCUCCGAGCCGCUGUCGCCGCAGUGGACGGCCGGCAUGGGCCUGCUGAUGACCCUCAUUGUGCUGCUUAUCGUGGCGGGCAACGUGCUGGUGAUCGUAGCCAUCGCCAAGACGCCGCGACUGCAGACGCUCACCAACCUCUUCAUCAUGUCCCUGGCCAGCGCUGACCUGGUCAUGGGGCUCCUCGUGGUGCCGUUCGGGGCCACGAUAGUGGUGUGGGGCCGCUGGGAGUACGGCUCCUUCUUCUGCGAGCUCUGGACCUCGGUGGAUGUGCUGUGUGUGACGGCCAGCAUCGAGACCCUCUGUGUCAUCGCCCUGGACCGCUACCUCGCCAUCACCUCGCCCUUCCGCUACCAGAGCCUGCUGACGCGCUCUCGGGCGCGGGUCCUCGUGUGCACCGUGUGGGCCAUCUCGGCCCUGGUGUCCUUCCUGCCCAUCCUUAUGCACUGGUGGCGGGCUGAGGGCGACGAGGCACGCCGCUGCUACAACGACCCCAAGUGCUGCGACUUCGUCACAAACCGGGCCUAUGCCAUCGCCUCGUCCGUCGUAUCCUUCUACGUGCCCCUGUGCAUCAUGGCCUUCGUGUACCUGCGGGUGUUCCGCGAGGCCCAGAAGCAGGUGAAGAAGAUCGACAGCUGCGAGCGCCGCUUCCUCGGCGGCCCGGGGCGCCCGCCCUCGCCCUCGCCCUCUCCCGCGCCCGCGCCUGGGUCUCCGCGCCCCGCCGCCGACCCGCUGGCCAACGGGCGCCCCAGCAAGCGGCGACCCUCGCGCCUCGUGGCCCUGCGCGAGCAGAAGGCGCUGAAGACCCUGGGCAUCAUCAUGGGCGUGUUCACGCUCUGCUGGCUGCCCUUCUUCCUGGCCAAUGUGGUCAAGGCCUUCCACCGCGACCUGGUGCCCGACCGCCUCUUCGUCUUCUUCAACUGGCUGGGCUACGCCAACUCGGCCUUCAACCCCAUCAUCUACUGCCGCAGCCCCGACUUCCGCAAGGCCUUCCAGCGCCUGCUCUGCUGCGCGCGCCGGGCAGCCCGCAGGCGCCACACGGCCCACGGCGACCGCCCGCGCGCCCCGGGCUGCCUGGCUCGGGCUGGGCCGCCGCCGUCGCCCGGGGCAGCCUCGGACGAGGACGAGGACGUCGGGGCCGCGCCGCCCGCGCGCCUGCUGGAGCCCUGGGCCGGCUGCAACGGCGGGGCGGCGGCGGACAGCGACUCGAGCCUGGACGAGCCGGGCCGCGUGGGCUUCGCCUCGGAGUCCAAGGUGUAGGCGACCCUGCUGUCCCCACCGCCUGGACGCGGACCCUGCGCCCCGCCGGACGACCUUGCACGGCCUCCCAGGGGAAAGAGGGAAGCUCUGUUUACUCAAGACCGAAAGCAGGUGAACUCGAAGCCCACAACCUCGUCUGAAUCAUCCGAGACAAACAGAAAAGCCACGGACCAUUGCACGCAAAGGAAAGUUUGAGGAGGGGUUGGGAGAGUGGCUUGCUGAUCUUUCUUCGGUUCUUUUCUGUUUGUGGCUGGGCGCCUAGCUUUGUGUGUGCCUGUGCUGCAUCUUUCGAUCCCCUCGCCCCUCCCCCCAGGUGGGUACUUUCUGAGAGUAUCCCAGUGGAGACUGGGUGGUAGGGAAAGGGAGCUAAUUCCAUCAGUUUGGCUUCCAUCUCAUUCCGGAGAACAGGAGCCGUCAAACGGGGGUGGGCAACUUACCAGGACGUGUUUCUUUACGCUUUCUUGACAAAUUGCAUUUUAAUCCCUGAGUAAUGGUUUCUCCUGUUCUUGAAGCAAAGGGAAAGGAUGGAUGCAAAAUAAUCUAGUUUCGAGAACUUUUAAGCUCUUCUUAGAACAAGCUUCACCUUGCUUUCCUUCUGCAGGGCUAACCCUGCCCCUGUGCGCCUCGGUGGUCCUGCUGAGGGUUUUCUACCUCACCCUGUGCACAUUGCACAGAAAGAUAGAAAGACUUGUUUAUAUUAAACAGCUUAUUUAUCAAUAUUAGUCGGAAGGACCAGGCGCUGAGCCUCUCUCUGUGACAUGUGACUCUGUCAAUUGAAGACAGGACAGGAAAAAAAAAAAGGCAACAGUUCAGAUAACUGCACACCUGCGUCAAAACAAACAAGACACAUUAAACAGGAGUGGUUCCAAAUGCCAUUUUUGCACAGUGUUAGGAAUUGUGAAGUUCACGGAUGUUACUUGCACAAAAAGAAAUGAAAUAUUUUUAAAGGGGUGGGAAGGGGGCAGAUCUUAAAAGCUAAAAUAAAAUUCAAACUCAGCUUCUGUUGUCUAUUACGUUAUUGAGCUAAUAAUGGUUUACUGGGAAAAUAUCUUUUUAUACUCUUUUAUCAUGGUACUGUAACUAUCCAUAUUAUAAAUAUAAUUAUCGUAUGGAUUUUUUUUAUUAUUUUUUUAUGUCCAAGUGCCCAUGUGAAUCUGCUGGUAAAGUUUUAGCACUUGUGUGUAAAUUCUAUUUCCUCUUGUAUGUUUCACGAAGUAUUUUUACUCUGGUGCCACUAACUACUGUGUGAGGAAUUGGUCCAUGUGCAAUAAAUACCAAUGAAGCACAAUCAAGAUUUACGUACCCUUGUGUCUGUAGAGUCAGUGACAAUGAAAGAGAUCAUUUGCCUUUUCAUUAGACUGUAUUUCUCACAGACCCCUCUCAAUAGCUUUGCAUGACUCCAUACCACAGCAAAAUGCCUCUAGACCAAAUAUGAUGCUCACCUACCGGGAGCUGCAGAUUUGCCUUCAAUUUUCACAGCCGGAUGCAAGGUAUUCCAGACUACUCGCAGGUGCUUUUCGGGAUCCCAUGUGCUGCACUUGACUUACGAAGUGACUGUUGGAGUUGUGUCUACUGGGGGGAAGUGAUGGAACCAGGUAACUCUGCUGCAAGUUUGCUCGGAAGAACAGGAAAGGAGACUGUCCCUGAACAGCCGGUUUGCAAAGUGUGAACUAUUCAGGAAGAGCGUCCUUUUCAGUCUACGCAGGCUCACCAACAGCGUCUCCCCAGAGCACAGAAGGCGGGCAUAAGCUGCAGGGUCUCACUGGAAAGACCGACUUCCACUUGCUGGAGAAGUUAAGCGGGCACGGUCUCCCUCCACAGGUGGGCAGGAAAAUGCGCCAGCAGCUUCGUGCCCUUCUCCCCGUAUGAUGGAAUCCACCCGGAGUCUCACGUCACUCAGUCUCUAGACUGCGUCUGCAGCUCACCCUGCUGUCCCCAGGUACAUCCCAGGGCUGGGUAGGCCUGCAAAAACCUGGGUGCCUGGCUUCUCACCCCACACGCCGUGUUCAUGCCAACUCUGCAGACGGGCUCCAGCUGGCCUCGGCCCGGAGCGGGCUGGGAGGGACCGAGCGCUCCUCCUUACAGCAAGCGGCCAAAAGAUGCCGAGAUUUUUCCCCUCUCUUUGUUACCAAGAGACCACUUCUCUCCUGAGAGUAGGAAAACACUCUCACUCAUAAUAAUUAAUGCAUUUGGCUUACUACUUUGUUGCUAAUCACUGUCCAAAAUAUACCUUAAAUAUUCCAGGACACAGAAUCUGAUAUGACCUGGAAAACAGCUUGCUGGGUCAAAGAAGCCAGAACCCACAUUGCAUUGUUCCAUUUAUAAGAAAAACAACCGCCUACUUCUAGAUAACUGAGGUACAUUCUUUGAAGUGUGUCCUCAGGCAAUUUCAUGGUUAUGAGAACAUCCCGGAGGAUAAUGACCCAAAGUAAGAUGGCUACCAUGUCACUAGGUGAUGUGGUCUUGUGAGCCCACUGGUCGUAUGUGUGACCACAGCAUCGUGUCACAGUCAGAACACGCAGAGUCUCAAAGACGGGAUGUGUGCUAGUAGUUUCCAGAGACUAGUCGGGGGGAUAGAGAGUUGUUGCUUAGUGGGGACCGGGAUUCCUUUUGGGGUGAUGGAAAUGUGUGGGACUAGAUUUUAAUGACACUCACCCGACCUUGUAACGUUCUCAUUGUCACCAAAUCAUGUACUUAGAGUGGUUUAAGUGGUGCGUUUAACCCUGUGCCUUUAUACAAUAAAAACUGAUCUUACAGGGUCCUUUUCUGCUAUACUUGCAAUUUAUUUAGCUAGAGUCAUAAGACAGAAGAAAGUAGAGGGAGGAAAAAAAUCCUGCGGCUUAAGUAAUGGCUACAUUUGCUGUUAUCAGUGAAAACCAGCAAGGCAAAAUGCUCCUCUUCCUCAGGCCUGUGGGUUCCCCGCUGUGACCAGCCAGGAACUUAAGGCUUCAGCAGUAAUGUGUCCUGGGAGCAGACAUCUAGAUUUAAUGCCUCCGCUUCUGCCAAGUUUAUUGGCAUACAGUGUCGACAAGUGCAAUGUGACUUAGUCUGCCACAGUCUCAGCCUCCACAUUAAGAGACUGAGAAUGCCCAGUGCUGCCCUCCCCGCCAUCGAAUCCCCUGUCUGUGGACCCACCAGAGCCAAGCGGCUUGGCCAGGGAACGCAGUCCUGAGAAAGUCCCCACAGUGUCUCCGAAGGGGGACGUGGGGAUGGCUCCGCGCUUUCGGGUGUGGGCGCAGUGAGUCCAGCAGGCUUCUCGAGGCAGGAUGGCUGAGAUGGGCAGCAUCUGCGACUGGUCGCGGAGAAGCGGCCCGCAGAGCAGCGCAAGGGUCUUGCAGCAAGUCGUGGUGAACACAGUGCUGCCUGAAUAGCCAGCGGUUUGCCUGGUGUCCCAGCUCAGUCACUCAGCAGGAAAUUCCUGCAGCAGAUUGCGCAGGCUAUUUAUUGGUGUGCAGUCUUACCCCUCCAAAGGUAAGGUCUCCUAGAAUAAACAGAAA
Messenger RNA from Octodon degus (degu), 5148 nucleotides. RefSeq names its product adrenoceptor beta 1 (gene Adrb1). The transcript is spliced from 2 exons. Gene Ontology annotation, cellular component: membrane. Gene Ontology annotation, biological process: norepinephrine-epinephrine-mediated vasodilation involved in regulation of systemic arterial blood pressure; adenylate cyclase-activating adrenergic receptor signaling pathway; positive regulation of heart rate by epinephrine-norepinephrine. Gene Ontology annotation, molecular function: beta1-adrenergic receptor activity. The record is from RefSeq and is a predicted model, not a curated record. Bases 248 to 1651 code for a protein of 467 amino acids. NCBI's taxonomy places the organism in Eukaryota, Metazoa, Chordata, Mammalia, Rodentia, Octodontidae.